AUGGAAAGUACAAGUGUAUCGACAGUUGCGACGGACAACAUUAUCAAUUCCACUGACUCACCGGAAAACGUACAAGAGAAAAGAACAACACAAAGCACAGAAAGCUUACCGGAAACAGAUGAAGCCAAGGAACCGGUAGACGAAUCCAAACAACCUGAACGCAGUGAGGAUAUCUCUUCAGGACAACGCGAAUCUGUUCAUCAGACCGUCGAUGAAUCAAACGAAAAACCGGCCAAUGAACAGGACGAAGACGAGGAUGAAGAAAAGCUCCAACAACGAUUACAAACUCUGAAGGGAGAUAGAAUCGGUGAAACGAUGUACUCCGAGCGCUUUGUACUGUCGACCAUCUUGAAGCUAUCGAAGCAAGAAAACAAGUUGCUCAAGGACGACGAAGAAUUUGAGCAUGAUCUCUGCAAUUUAUGGGACAUGACCAUAGAGCCUGAUGUUGUGCGGUUUCUUCUGCAACAAGACGUUACCGAGCUCUUCCUAGCUUUGGCCGCCAACUCGAAAGACGACCGGUUGAUCGAAAUCCUUUUUGGCAUCUUCGGAAACAUGUGCUGUGUCGAAGAGAUGCACGAUUUGCUGAAAGAGAAAAAUAAUAUCCUUGUGGAACUUUGCGAUUUUCUAGCUAUCACCGACGCAUUAGCACUGGUUCAAUUAAUGCGCACUUUCACGACCCUUUUCGACCGGUCUGAUGAUGAGCGGUACCACUGGUUUGGCGUCAUAAAGCAAGUGGACAAUCUAACGGAGAAAAUCGCUCUCAUCCUUGCUACCAGUACUAGUCGAGAGUUAUUACAGCACACGGUCGAAACGGUUAACGCCAUGAUAAACCGCUUUACCGAGGCAGAAGUAAAUUACGAACAAUUGAACGAGUUUUAUCGUCUGUUUGCCAAAAGUUGCCUAAUGGAAGGACUUUUUGAGGCUUUCUGGCAACUCUAUCCGAUGCCUGCGAAGGAUGCAAUGGAUAUUUCAAGUGGUGACGAUUUCGAUGAAGAUACACUUACGCUGAAGGACAUUAGAACUAUGCGUCGCUUCCUAGAGAUUCACGAGCACUUCAUGGUGAACGCGAACGAGCUUUAUGAAACCUACGUUAACGAGGUCGAUCAAUGCGUUCAACGGGUCCUUUCGUCGUUCGUACGCAAAAACGUGCUCCUUCCGGUGACCAGAAACCAUGUCACGAUCUUCGUGGCGAUCAACAAAAUUUUCAGCGGUAUUAUGUACCACUUUCGGCCUGAUACGUUCAUCAACGUGGUGCGCAUUUACGAUCUUCUGGCGGAAGCCAUGGACCAUCCAACACAGGAAGAUCAAUCCCCGGUGCACGAUGCUGCUGACGAUCGUGGUGUCUUCGACCUAGAAACAGCUUGUGAAGAAGUGCGAGAGAUAAUCUUUUAUCUGGUCGCACCAAUCAACGAGAAAAUCAUCCGUGCCGCUAUCCAGGCGGGGCAGCUCAAGGAGUCAUCAUUUGAGCGGCUCUGUCGUGAGCUACGUGAAACGAUGGACGGAGAGCCUCUGCUCUACCAGACGUGUGCGAAACUGAUGAAAGCCAUUCAUUCGACGGAUGAAAAUGAUGAUUUGCCGCAUCGUUCCGACGAUCUAGCGACUCGGGAGUAA
Molecule: messenger RNA, 1611 nt
Organism: Anopheles nili
Lineage: Eukaryota; Metazoa; Arthropoda; Insecta; Diptera; Culicidae
Exons: 1
Coding region: 1-1611 (536 amino acids)
Source: RefSeq, a predicted model, not a curated record